Messenger RNA from Lagopus leucura (white-tailed ptarmigan), 1047 nucleotides. RefSeq lists its product as uncharacterized. The transcript has 3 exons. Lineage: Eukaryota; Metazoa; Chordata; Aves; Galliformes; Phasianidae. The record is from RefSeq and is a predicted model, not a curated record. Bases 1 to 849 code for a protein of 282 amino acids.
AUGGCGGCCCCGCACCCAGCGAGACAUUUAUCCGCCGCCCAUCGACCCGCCGGCGCUCGGCUCCUUCCCCGCGCCUGGCUCCUUCCUCCUCGCACCGCCCUCCUCCCGGGCGGCCGAGCACCGAGCUGCCGAUGGAGCGCUCCUCCCCGCUCCCCCGCCCCCUCCAGGCGCCGCCAUUUGGGAGCGGUAGCGGCCGAGGAGGUGCGGUGUGGCCCCUCGGAGCCGCGCGGGCACGGCGGGCUGCGCCUGUGGCGGCUCCUUAAGGCGAGCGCCUUCUCAAACGUUGGGCCCAGCGCGGCCCCCCGGCCCGCACCUGCCCAGGGAGGCUUGUGCUGCAUAAUCCGAGGCUGCAGCUCAGCUGAAGUCACAUCAGCAGCAAGGACAAAGGAAAAGCAGCAGUGCUGGGCAGCCUCUCCUAAACACCAAGUAAGAAGAAAACAACAUACAAAGGCUGCAGCUACUGAUGCCCUCCAGGGAGAGCCCUGCCUUUGCCACCAUGGACUAGGAUGCAAUCACCAGCCCGCAUCUCACCUUGCUGUCACUGGACCUGACCUUGAUCUGCAGAUUGACUUCCUGGCAUCUCCUCAUACCUGCCUCCUCAUUACGAGCCUGUGGGAUGAGCUGGGCUGCUGGCUGACCCCAGCUGCCAACCUGGAACUGCCCUGCUUGCGUGCUGCGGGGAUUGGCCCUGCCUUGAUACCCACUAAUCAUGCCUGGUUCCUGCCUCCCUGCACUUGGGGAGCAGCUGGCCUGCUGCAUAUAUGUAUCUCUCGAAAAUAUUUAGAGUGUAUAGCAGUUCUCCAGGCGUAUUUAAGAGUUUUAUUUUCUUUAGAGAAGAAAAUGAUGUGAAAAUGAUGGAAAGAUGAUUGUGUUGCUGGACUUUUUAGUUAGCAAAGGAAGUUCUUUCUUUCUGACUCUGGGUUAACAUGGCUUAUCUGUCUGUGCAAUAGCCAUGAACUAACUACUCAUUCUGUAUUAUUAUAAACAUUAAGUAAUUAUUUGAAAUCUCAUCAGCUCAUUAUAAUAAAUUGAAGUAAGCUUUUUGAA